AUGGGAUCGCAAGUAAAAUAGAAGACGGAAUUACUUGAACGGAGCUGUACAACCAAUCCCUUGUCAUCUUUGCCAAAAAAGGAAUCUUUGCAAGGGUGGGCUGCUCUGACCUCCUUGAAGCCCAGAAAAUAUAAAAUCUUCAAGCUUUCGCACAGACCCGUCUCGAUCUCUCUCUUCCCAUUCCCUGUUGCCUAAUAGUUCCUUGAACUACUCGAUACCAGGAAAUUCUUCUGUGUCUUUUCCUUAAAGCGUUGGUGAAUGGAGAAGAAGAGGGACGGAGGAGAUCAGAUGGGUAUGUUUUUUGAUGGGGUUGUAGAGGCCAUGCCAGUGUUUGCCAAGGAACUGGUUGCUGGGGGAGUUGCUGGUGGGAUUGCAAAGACGGUGGUUGCACCCCUCGAGCGUAUCAAGAUUUUGUUUCAGACCAGACGAGCAGAAUUCCAGAGCAUAGGGCUGUUUGGUUCCUUUCAAAAAAUUGCAAGGACAGAAGGGGUUAUGGGUUUCUACAGAGGGAAUGGCGCUAGUGUUGCUCGAAUUAUUCCCUAUGCAGCACUGCAUUACAUGGCUUACGAACAAUAUCGCAGAUGGAUAAUACUCACUUUUCCUGACAUGGGGAGAGGACCUGUGCUCGAUCUUGUGGCAGGAUCAUUUGCUGGAGGAACCGCUGUGCUUUUUACCCAUCCUCUUGAUUUAGUUCGGACUAAAUUGGCUUAUCAGAUUGUUGGUUCGGCAAAGUUGAAUGCAAAAGCAGUACUUCAAAAUGAAAACAUUUAUAAAGGAAUUAUUGAUUGUUUCUCGAUGACUUAUAAGGAGGCAGGGAUUAGAGGUCUCUACCGUGGUGUGGCCCCAUCACUAUAUGGAAUCUUCCCAUAUGCUGGUUUGAAGUUUUAUAUCUACGAGGACAUGAAACGUCAUGUCCCUGCGGAGCACAAGAAUAGUAUUGUGGUGAAACUUGUAUGUGGAUCGGUUGCUGGCUUAUUGGGUCAGACCUUCACAUACCCUCUAGAUGUUGUCCGGAGGCAAAUGCAGGUUCAACGGCACUUGCCAUCUAACAGUGCUGAGAUAAAAGGAACAAUAGAAACUCUUGUAAUGAUUGCUCAAAAGCAAGGAUGGAAGCAGUUAUUUUCUGGGCUGAGCAUCAACUACUUGAAGGUUGUACCAUCUGUUGCAAUUGGGUUUACUGUUUAUGAUCUUAUGAAAUCCUACCUGAGAGUUCCAUCACGAGAUGAAGCUGUUAUUGAGGUGGUAUCCAACGGAAGAACUAGCCAACCAUCAUCACUUCCUUCUUGAUAAAAACUCUUUACUAACAUUUAUCUUCUAGCGGCCUUCUUACAAGAGUCUUCAGGAGCUUCAUAGGCCAUUUUUUUCAUAUGCAUAUUCCAUUCUUUUGAGUUGUAUGAUACCAAAUAAUGCCCAUUACAUCCAUCAAAGUAGACCUCCUUCAAGGUCUAAUUUCACAGUUUAGGAGUGAGAUGAUCCUUAACUUGGUGAACAUCAUUCAUCAGGUAUUCAGACUACCUCAGGCAUUGUUUCCAUAUAGUCGUGAUGUAUUUCUCUGACAGGGAUCACCCCAAAAUGUACAUACCAGUGGAAGAUCAAUAACAAAUCUCUCUGCUGCGGUGACACAAGUGAAUAAUGAUAAUAUCACAGAAUAGUUUAGUCCUUCA
Messenger RNA from Juglans regia (Persian walnut), 1664 nucleotides. RefSeq names its product mitochondrial carrier protein CoAc2. Gene Ontology annotation, biological process: transmembrane transport. The record is from RefSeq and is a predicted model, not a curated record. NCBI's taxonomy places the organism in Eukaryota, Viridiplantae, Streptophyta, Magnoliopsida, Fagales, Juglandaceae. The coding region runs from base 259 to 1287 and encodes 342 amino acids. Gene Ontology annotation, cellular component: mitochondrial inner membrane. The transcript has 7 exons.